AUGGAUAUCCCAAUGGCCCAUCUAAUACCUGAUUGUCUGCGAGUGGAUUACAAACCCAAAUGCAAACGUGGAAAACGCGGGGGAAUCAGACAACGACUUAAAAAAAUUAAGAACAAACCUCCCUUACCCACCACCUUGCUGAUUAAUGCCCAGUCACUGAGGGGGAAAGCGGAUGAGUUGUCAGCGAAUCUGCGCUUCCAACACGAAUACCGGGAGGCCUGUUUGCUGGCAUUUACUGAGACUUGGCUGGAUGACAGAGUCCCGGACAGAGAAGUGGAGCCGGCCGGCUUCACCCUGGUCAGAGCGGACCGCGAUCUGACAGUCACAGGGAAACUUCACGGCGGGGGCGUCUGCCCGCUUGUCAGGGACCAGUGGUGUAAAUCGAUCCUGGGGAACUCUACUGGAUGGAGAAUGGUGAGGAACACAUCGAGAGGAAUCCUUUCAGAGUGUAAUACUGACUGGGGAAAACAACAAGGGUCUUCAUGCAUCGUGUCACUAAUACCAUCACACAGUGGAGUGUACUGGUGUGAGUCUGGGUCUGGAGAACACAGCAAUGCUGUCAACAUCACAGUACCUGAUGGAGCUGUGAUCCUGGAGAGCCCUGCCCUUCCUGUGACUGAGGGAGAUUCUGUGACUCUGCGCUGCAGAUAUCAGGGAACUCCCUCUGACCUCACAGCUGUUUUCUACAAAGAUGGAUCCCUCAUCAGGGCUGAGUCUUCAGGAGAGAUGACCAUCCCUGCAGUAUCCAAGUCAGAUGAAGGACUCUACAAGUGUACCAACUCUGAAGGAGAAUCACCAGAGAGCUGGAUGACUGUGACAGGUGAUCAUGUUGAAGAAGAGUGAGGCUGAGAUCACCUGAUCACCAUAACAACCAUCAGAAUGGAACUCAUGGAAUUCUAAUAUAGAACUGUGAGUCACAAUGCUGUAUGUUGUUACAUUGUAGCUCCACCUGCUGGAACAAUAGUGGCAUUUGAUCAAAUGUGAUCUAUUAACUGAUACAUGUAUUAUUCUGAUUGGAAUGUGUUUUAAUAUAAUGUGUGUUGUAUUAUUCAUUCAGCAGCUCUCCUUUAACAUCAGUCAUAUACUGGUCAUAUACUGCAUAGCAUUAUGGUUGAUACAUUGUAAAUGCCUUAACUUUUCAUGUCUAUACAGAUCAACUGAUAGGUGUUGCCCUGAUAGUCUCCCGGGUGGCGCAGUGGUCUAGGGCACUGCAUCGCAGUGCUAGCUGCGCCACCAGAGUCUCUGGGUU
This is a messenger RNA of Salvelinus namaycush (lake trout), 1249 nucleotides long. RefSeq lists its product as uncharacterized. The record is from RefSeq and is a predicted model, not a curated record. The transcript has 4 exons. Gene Ontology annotation, biological process: cell surface receptor signaling pathway. Gene Ontology annotation, molecular function: transmembrane signaling receptor activity. NCBI's taxonomy places the organism in Eukaryota, Metazoa, Chordata, Actinopteri, Salmoniformes, Salmonidae. The coding region runs from base 1 to 843 and encodes 280 amino acids.